CGGGGCAGGAAAGGCGAGAGCUAGCGGAGGCGGGGGCGGCGUCGGGUUCCCUCAGCAGCGCGGUCUGUCCCACAGCUGUCAGAGCCCUGUACGGCCGCGGCUAGGAGCCCCGCGUUCCCAGGCACCGGACGCGCCUAGCUUGCUCCUCCGCCCGCAGGCUGGGCCGGGCGGGAUGUAGGGCGCCGGGCGCGGAGGCCGCGAACGCGGCGGGGGCUUCCGGGAGGCCGCGCCGAGGAUGGAGAGAGCGAUGGAGCAGCUCAACCGUCUAACGCGCUCUCUCCGCCGCGCGCGCACAGUGGAGCUGCCAGAGGAUAAUGAAACUGCUGUUUACACAUUAAUGCCAAUGGUUAUGGCUGAUCAGCACAGGUCUGUUUCUGAACUACUAUCAAAUUCAAAAUUUGAUGUCAAUUAUGCAUUUGAACGGGUGAAGAGAAGCUUACUUCACAUUGCAGCAAACUGUGGAUCAGUGGAAUGCUUGGUUCUGCUGUUAAAGAAAGGAGCAAAUCCUGACUAUCAAGAUAUUUCAGGCUGUACACCUCUUCAUUUGGCUGCUAGAAAUGGACAGAAGAAAUGCAUGAGUAAAUUAUUGGAGUACAGUGCGGAUGUCAACAUUUGUAAUAAUGAAGGCCUUACAGCAACAGUGCAGUGCUUGCUAGACAGUGGUGCUGAUAUUAACAGGCCAAAUGUAUCAGGAGCCACUCCAUUGUACUUUGCUUGCAGUCAUGGCCAGAGAGAUACCGCACAAAUUCUUCUUUAUCUAGCAAUUAUGAUGCACAAAUGAAGAGCCUUUUAAGGAUUGUGAGAAUAUUUUGUCACGUCUUUCGAAUUGGCCCUUCUUCUCCUAGUAAUGGAAUCGACAUGGGCUAUAAUGGGAAUAAAACUCCAAGAAGCCAAGUGUUCAAGCCUUUGGAAUUGCUUUGGCACUCAUUAGAUGAAUGGCUAGUUUUAAUAGCCACAGAACUGAUGAAAAACAAAAAGGACUCAACAGACAUCACUUCUAUUUUACUGAGACAAAAAGGCCAAGAUCAAGGUGCCACUUCCAUUUCACCAUUUGAACCUUCAAGACCUGGGAGCUAUGAAAACCUAUCCACUGGUACAGGGGAAUCGAAACCAGAUGCCCUUGCAGGGAAACAGGAAGCCAAUACAGAUUGUCAGGAUGUUAUUUCUAUGACAGCAAACCGGCUAAGUGCUGUCAUUCAAGCUUUUUACAUGUGCUGUUCUUGUCAGAUGCCUCCAGGAAUGACUUCACCUCGUUUCAUUGAAUUUGUCUGCAAACAUGACGAAGUUUUAAAAUGUUUUGUGACUAGGAAUCCAAAAAUUAUAUUUGACCACUUUCACUUUCUCCUGGAAUGUCCUGAGUUGAUGUCAAGAUUCAUGCAUAUCAUUAAAGCACAGCCAUUUAAAGAUCGCUGUGAAUGGUUCUAUGAACAUUUGCACUCAGGACAGCCAGAUUCGGACAUGGUACAUAGGCCAGUGAGUGAAAAUGAUAUUCUCCUGAUUCACAGAGAUUCUAUUUUUAGGAGUAGCUGUGAAAUUGUGUCAAAAGCAAAUUGUGCAAAACUAAAGCAGGGGAUUGCUGUACGGUUCCAUGGAGAGGAAGGCAUGGGUCAAGGUGUUGUACGUGAGUGGUUUGAUAUUCUAUCUAAUGAGAUAGUCAAUCCUGAUUAUGCAUUGUUUACCCAGUCAGCAGAUGGAACAACUUUUCAGCCUAAUAGCAACUCCUAUGUGAAUCCUGAUCACCUGAACUAUUUCCGGUUUGCUGGACAGAUUUUGGGAUUAGCUUUGAACCACAGGCAGUUGGUCAAUAUUUACUUUACACGAUCAUUCUACAAGCACAUUCUUGGUAUUCCUGUAAAUUACCAAGAUGUAGCAUCCAUUGAUCCAGAAUAUGCCAAAAACUUGCAAUGGAUUUUAGAUAAUGAUAUUAGUGAUCUAGGUCUGGAACUGACUUUUUCUGUUGAGACCGAUGUGUUUGGAGCAAUGGAAGAGGUGCCUUUGAAACCUGGGGGUGGAAGUAUUCUUGUGACACAAAGUAACAAAGCGGAGUAUGUCCAGCUUGUUACUGAACUUCGAAUGACGAGAGCCAUUCAGCCUCAGAUCAAUGCUUUUCUACAGGGUUUUCAUAUGUUCAUACCACCGUCCCUCAUACAGCUGUUUGAUGAGUAUGAAUUGGAGCUACUGCUCUCUGGCAUGCCAGAAAUUGAUGUGAAUGAUUGGAUGAAAAACACAGAAUACACGAGUGGCUAUGAAAGAGAGGAUCCAGUUAUUCAGUGGUUCUGGGAAGUUGUGGAAGACAUUACUCAAGAGGAGAGAGUUCUUCUCUUGCAGUUUGUUACUGGCAGUUCCAGGGUCCCACAUGGUGGAUUUGCCAACAUCAUGGGUGGAAGUGGUUUGCAAAACUUUACAAUUGCUGCUGUGCCAUAUACCCCAAAUCUUUUACCAACUUCUAGCACAUGCAUAAACAUGCUCAAGUUACCUGAGUACCCAUGUAAAGAAAUACUCAAGGACAGACUCCUUGUGGCACUGCAUUGUGGCAGCUAUGGUUACACAAUGGCAUAAUGAAGCCUGGAAAACUCAUCUGACUACUGAUGCACAAUUCAGAGACAGAAGUAAUUUAGGGGACUGUCAGCAGAAAAGCAGUUAAACACAGCCCAAAUUCAUAAACGGUCAGGUUUUCUAUUUUACUGUUUCUCUUGUUUGGUUUUUCUCUAUGAUGCAAUUAGAAAAUAUAAAAUCAUAGUAGACUUCAUUUUGAAAAAUGCAAGUAGUAAAACUGUCUUAUAUAUAUAUAUAUUUCUUUAAUCUUCCAAGAUUGUGUUAAGGCAAAAUAUUCUACAUUCCACCUCUGCUGUGAAACUGUCUAGUUGAAAGGGUAUUUUUUUUGUUGUUUAUCUUCUUGUAUAUUAAAGUGUGUGAAGACAACCAGCUGGUGUGUUCUAUUGCAUGUAAAGUACAUUUUUUAUUUUGGAAAA
Molecule: messenger RNA, 2972 nt
Organism: Nannospalax galili (Upper Galilee mountains blind mole rat)
Lineage: Eukaryota; Metazoa; Chordata; Mammalia; Rodentia; Spalacidae
Gene: Hace1
Product: HECT domain and ankyrin repeat containing E3 ubiquitin protein ligase 1
Biological process (GO): protein polyubiquitination; positive regulation of protein catabolic process; proteasome-mediated ubiquitin-dependent protein catabolic process
Cellular component (GO): nucleus
Molecular function (GO): ubiquitin-protein transferase activity; protein binding
Source: RefSeq, a predicted model, not a curated record